GUUUGUUUUGUCCAUUUCGGUUUAUUUCUUCCCUACUGAGCUCUAUAUAAACGUAGUGUAGUGUAGUGGCUUACAACACCAACAAGCACUUGUAUCCAUUUGUAUCCUUCUAUAUUCCCAAUGGAUUCAUGUCCCUCUACCCUUCUCCUUUCCCCUCUUGUAGAGCGAGAAGAUCAGAAAGACCCUGGCGAUUCUUUUUUGCUCCCAUCAUUUCUUCAGAAACAACCCUACGUACCCAUGAAUUUCAUUUGGCCAAAAGGGGACCUAGUGGAAGCUCAGCAAGAGCUUAAAGCGCCCAUAAUUGAUCUUGAGGGUUUCCUUAAGGGUGAUUUGGUGGCAACAGAGCGCGCUGCAAUGCUCAUUAGGGCAGCUUGCUUGAGCCAUGGUUUCUUCCAAGUAACCAACCAUGGGGUUGACCCUUGUCUCAUCAAGACUGCACAUGAUCAUAUGGAUCAGUUUUUUAAGCUUCCUAUUAGCAUGAAGCUUAGGGCUAAGAGAAUUCCUGGUCAUAUGUGGGGCUAUUCUGGUGCUCAUUCUGAUCGUUUUUCAUCAAAAUUGCCUUGGAAGGAAACACUAUCCUUCGGCUUUCAUGAGAAUGACUCAGACCCCGUUGUGGUAGAUUUCUUUAAAUCCACCCUAGGGAAGGAUUUUGAACAAACAGGAAUGGUAUACCAAAAAUAUUGUGAAGCAAUGAAGGACUUAUCACUUGCAAUCUUAGAACUAUUGGCAAUCAGCUUGGGACUUCAUCCAUUGCAUUAUAAACAAUUUUUUGAAGAUAGUAGCUCCAUAAUGAGAUGUAACUACUACCCGAUUUGCCAACAGCCAGCCCUUGCCAUUGGCACUGGACCACAUUGCGACCCGACUUCCCUAACCAUACUUCAUCAGGACCAAGUUGGAGGUCUUGAAGUAUUUGCUAACGACAAAUGGCAGACUGUUCGACCUUGUCAUGAUGCACUGGUCAUUAACAUCGGUGAUACCUUCAUGGCAUUAUCGAAUGGGAGAUACAAGAGUUGCCUCCAUAGGGCAGUGGUUAACAGUUACAAUGAGAGAAGAUCGUUGGCAUUCUUUCUGUGCCCACGAGAAGACAAGGUUGUGAGACCCCCUGAAGAUCUUGUACGUCUUGAUGGGACAAGAAAGUACCCAGAUUUCACAUGGUCAGAUUUGCUCCAAUUCACACAGAAACACUACAGAGCUGAUGAAGCUACCCUCCAAAACUUCACUAAAUGGCUCCUAUCUUCUGAACCAGUUGAUGUCUAGCCGUAUCUUUUAUAUAUAGUGUCGUAUAUGGGUGCAUAAUCUACAAUAAGAAAAGUAUAAUGAUUAUGAUCUAGUCCACUCUGACCAAGGAGAUAUUGCUAUGUCGCUAUAUCGCUAUGUUGAUUUUGGGUAUUCUGCAGGCAAUGUGUAUCCAUUGAGUUGAAAAUCAGAGAGUUGUUUUUGGUUGUAUUAUUCAGUCUAGUUGCAGUAUUUUGACCUGGCCAAUAAGGUGAAGGAGCUAGUGGCUAUCAAUUAUGGUUAUGUUACCUGCCUA
Molecule: messenger RNA, 1531 nt
Organism: Quercus robur (English oak)
Lineage: Eukaryota; Viridiplantae; Streptophyta; Magnoliopsida; Fagales; Fagaceae
Product: gibberellin 20 oxidase 2-like
Exons: 3
Coding region: 121-1257 (378 amino acids)
Biological process (GO): flower development; gibberellin biosynthetic process; response to light stimulus
Molecular function (GO): gibberellin 20-oxidase activity
Source: RefSeq, a predicted model, not a curated record